Drosophila subobscura is the source of this 1585-nucleotide messenger RNA. RefSeq lists its product as uncharacterized. Gene Ontology annotation, molecular function: phosphatase binding. Lineage: Eukaryota; Metazoa; Arthropoda; Insecta; Diptera; Drosophilidae. The record is from RefSeq and is a predicted model, not a curated record. Gene Ontology annotation, biological process: negative regulation of phosphatase activity.
GCACACUUCAAAAUCUCAAAACAAUUCAGAGACACAACAGGCAAAAAUAAACUCAAAAUCUCUUGAAUCUUUUUCGGUUUGAGAUGAAGCGCAUCCACGUGGACAACUAUGCGCCCAAGUACUACAGCGGCAAAUGGUCCUGGGUCAAGAAGGACGAGCUACACUUUGAGCCGCACAACGAUCUGGAGGAUGCCAGGGAGCGCUACAUCACCACGAAUACCUUUAUGUUUAUGCGCACCAUGAACCAGGAGGAGGAGCUGAUCUUUCGCCAGGAGUUUGUUCGUCCCGAAAGCAGCUUCGACAACGACACAGUCGUCAUAUAUGACAUACGCGAUCUGGUGCUAUUUCUGAUGCCCAGCGAGUUCCUAACGUUCAAAUUUGUCGAGUUUAUGCACCAACCAGCGGUUUAUCGGCUGCUGCAUGCGCUGAUCAUCUACUUUGAGUACUUCCUGCGCUUGGUGGAGUUCGUACUCAUUCGACGGGAUGAGCUCUCCGGCCAAAUGGCUCAGGUCCAGAGCGAGCAAACGAAUGACAUGAAGCGGGUGUUCUCCAUGUAUCUGAGCCAGUAUCGAAUGCUGGUUGCCCGCAACUACAGUGUGAUCAUCAAGGGCGAGGGCGCCAUGGGCAAGUACUACCACAUGAAGGAGAUUGUCAACAUUUCGGCCACCAUUUGGGACAAGAACUUUCACGAGCAGUUCCUUGCGUGCAGCAUUCAGAUCGUGUGGAUUGCGAUGCAUCGCCGGGCCUACAAUAUCAUCGAAAUGGAAAUGAAUCGCCUGUUUCGCUCCGAGCACUUUGUCACGAGUCGGCCGGAGUAUCUGACCUUCACACCGGCGGAACGGAGUCUGCUGUAUGGCCGCAACAGCAAGAUCGUCAAUUACCGCACUCAGAUAUCGCCGCUCAUCCAGGAGCUGGAGCACAUUCCGGAGGAUGAUCUGCCCAUUCUAUGGAUCGGGGAGCGCAAGUAUCGCGGCACAGACAUUCGCAUCAUGGAGAUGGAGCUGGAGUACAUUGUGCCGGAGCCGCAGUUGUCGCUGAUCGACGUGGCCCACGGCAUUUUGGGGCAUCCCAAGAAGCUCUACAACACCCUCCUCGAACUCGAUUGGCCCUCGGUGCGCUACUCAAACUUCUCCAAGAAGCACGAUCCGUACCACAUCGUGAGGCAGCCCCAUUUGGACAUACCACAGAUCGAUGCCACGAAGAUGCGCAAAAUGACCAAGCACUAUGAGCACUUUUACAAAAUCCACGGUCUAUACGAGGAGUGCCCCCGCCAGAUGAUCUUCAAGUGGCUGCGGCGCGAGAGGAUCAUCAAAUUCUAUCGCUCCGGGGGUCUGCUCACGAACAUUGUCUCGCGCUGCGAGAAGGAGCUGGCCACCACAUCGCACGGCCCUCGCGUCGAUCAGAUUAUCGCCAAUUACUUCAAGGUGAAGAGUCGCCUGCGCAAGGAAGCAACCUACGGAGAUGAUGCUGGCAGCCUUGCCUCCUCCCGCGUUGGCAAUGCUUCGCCCAGAAAGAGGAAACAGUCCCUCGAAUGGCAUUUCGAUCAUUAAACUAAUUCACGAUUGUCACUUCUGAGUUUAGUUUA